GCGUGUAAUCGAAGUAGCCGGUCUGAAAAAUAUAGUUGGUCGUGCGCGCUAACAUCCGUGUAUGGCCUACUAUGUAAUGUGAUCAGGCCCUUCGCACAAUUGGUGAGUAUCAAAUGGAUAGUCAAAGAAAGGUACAGUGUGUACUGAAGGAAGCAAAAUAACGUGCUAAAUGUAACCUAACAUUACAAUCAGAAUUCUUGAAAACAAAUCUUCGCAAAACAUUAUUGGAUACUCUCGCAUUGUUUAAAAUAGUGGAACACAAGAAACCAACUUCAUUGACCAACAUCAUCUUCCAGGGAUAAUCUUGCGCUCUCGUUAGUGACAGGUUCGGUAAACAUCAAUUACAAGCUCGUUUGCAGUGCGUAGCUUGUGCCAGGUCGAAACAGAAAAAGGCAUACUCACCAGUAAUUAAACCAGCAGCAGUUGUACAAAGCUGCGUUACGUGCUUCGUUCAGUGGCGUUUUUAAUCAUUACAUGUGCGUUUUGUAAGAUUCUUCUUAAUGGUUAGUGACAUGUGCUCAAAGGUGUGUCACGUGGUGCAGUAGAUCUCAAACGCAUUUUUUUUUUUUUGGUUGGCUGAAUUAGUUUUCUUACGAAGAAGGGUGAACCAAGGAGGAAAAAAAAAUGCAAGUGAUAAUUCUGAAAUAUGUGCAAGUUCUUUGCAUCACCGUGUUUUUCUCCAACAAUAUCAACUGUGAUAAACUAUUGUUGCACAAUGAACAGGAAGAUCAGCACCUGUACCGAAUAGGCUCGUGUGCUGCUGAAUGUCUGACGGAGGAUGAUGCCCUAAAGUCACUGGAAUCGUGUUAUAAGCUAUGCUCGGAGGAUGGUGCUCUGGAACGCACCCCGAUGUUGGAGCAAAAUGUCAAGCUGUCCUUCCACAUUAAAUUAAUUUGUCGAGAUAGCACCAGUCUGGUGGUUGAGGUUCGUGUUGGAAAUACGACAUCAUCGCACUAUGGAGUCCCCAAUGGGAUAACCGACCAGCAGAAUGGCAUUUCCCGGAAUCAUCAAUCUGUUGGUGGCGGCGGCGGAAAAAGCAUGCAGAAAAAUGUCGCUGAUCAAAAGCGCAUUUCGGGCAAAGUGCGCAGAAGCAUUGACAAAAGUGUCCCAAGUGCAAAGUAUCGUGAUGCGGUGCGUGCGAAAAGCAACUCGACACGGUUCGUUUACCUCAUUAAGGUGCAGGAGAGUGGAUCAGAGCUGGGUGACAGGAUCGUGUAUAUGAGCAACUCAUCGGUGCUGAAAAUAGAGAAUUUAUUCCCUAACAAACGGUACAACAUUACGGCCACAGUGCUGAAUUCAAACCGCGAAUAUAUCUACGUAAAAAAGCAGCAGCAAUUCCGGACCUUACCGCGCGAUUACACCCCCGGUAUGAUUUCAAACAUUGACGUGCUUAAUUAUCAAACAAGCCGCGAAAAUGAUUCCCUGUUGGACGCCGUGAUUGCGUGGAGGCCCGCCGUGGAUAUGACAUGCCACUACGAGAUUCUACAUUAUGUCAGCGAUGCCCCAGACUACCAGUUGAAACCAAUAGACGUGCAACAGCCACAGGAGCUAUAUCGGUAUACGAUCCACUCGUUGAAGCUUAGCUCGGAGUACGUGAUAGCGGUCCGGGCGAAGAAUACCAAGAAUCCGGUCCGGGAAAGUGAACUGCAGUGGCACACGUUCCACACGCCCAGCUGCAUCGACUGGCACAACAGCAGCGCAAUUUGCGCGCCGGAAAACGUGGCCAAUGUGCGUGCUGAAGCGGUCCACCUGGCCGGGGACAAUUAUCAGUUCAACAUCAGCUGGGAUAAGCCCCGUUUCGUGCCGGAUUAUUACGUCGUCAAACUGUACGAUUUGAACCUGGCCCACCUGGACGACUUGGAAGCGGAAGCUAGCUCGGACACGCGGAAUGUUAGUGGGGAUUCAACCAACCUUCUGAUAGACACAUUUCCGAUGGGGGGACUGCAGUAUGAAGUGACCGUUAUUGCUUAUGCCAACAAUCGAGAAUCAAAACCAACAAUUCUAAUGAAGCCACUGUUCGUGAGGCGUGUUUCAACUGAUCACUGGAAUGGGGGCAGAUUAGCCGUUAUCAUCCUAACUCCAAUACUGAUGAUUGGUUUGAUGAAAAUUUCAAUUUCUCUUGUUUGCCGUCGCAGGGCGAAACUGAAAAGAUAUGAGCAACGUUGCGAAUAUUUCAAGGAAUUGGAGCAGAAGGCCCCGGUUGAUCCAAGUUCCGAUUUCGAGAUCAAGGUUAAGAGCAUCAAGGAAAUCUUGCAGCCAAUGACAUUCCCUGGUGAUUUGAUUGCUCCGAUAGAAGACGAUAUGGAGAUUAGCAUGGACCAGAUUGAGCUGCUGGACAUUUUGGGCGAAGGUGCCUUUGGUCUGGUACGAAAAGGCAUCCUUAUUAGGCCCCUUGAGACGUACCAGCAGGUUGCGGUGAAAAUGUUGAAGGAAUGCCCAAGCCUAGAGGAUAUCAAAGAAUUUCGCCGAGAGAUUGAAGUUAUGAAAUCAGUUGGAGUGCAUCCAAAUGUAGUUUGCCUCGUUGGACAUUACACUAAAAACAUCAAUGAAAUGAUGCUGUUGACUGAAUAUUGUGGUAAUGGAAAUUUGCUCAACUAUCUCCGAUGUGAAUGGCACAAAUUACUACGUGUUAGAGAUCGGAAAAGUCCCACUGAUAAAUUUAAAUCGUUAUCUUCGGACACAUCGCAAAAGUGUCAAUCGCCGGGAGUAAAUAACAACAAAAAGCCGGAAAACGUUUUCAACUUUGAUACAUCCUUCGCCAACGAGAAAAAAUCGCUCGCGUAUAAAAACUUAUCCGACCAGGAAAGCGAUUCAGUGAAGCUAAAAAUCAUCGAAAACAAACUUUACCCACUCGUGAAUAAUAUUAGCAAUGGCAUGGUUCCACAUUUAGACGCCAAUUUAAACAAUUUAGAGGAAAGCUUGACUAAUGGUUGUACGAAUGCCUGCAAGUGUAGGGUGGAAAUAAUUGGAACAUCCAGCGACGCAAAGCAAUCCCUUUGCACCAAAGCCAUGCACUGCAACAUCAAAGUAACCGGUUGUGAAUGCAACGAUGUCAACGCACUCGACGAAUCGCAGCAAUCGAUGGCGCCGCCGCCGCUACCGCCACUAGCAAAUUUGGUGGAAAAUCAGUGCUACUACAGCACCCACUGCAACGAAAAGCAAAGACAACUUGAUGACGCUAUCAUCACCAGCUGCGAGUUGCUGGAAUUUGCCCGCCAGGUUGCGGUUGGUAUGGAAUUCCUUGCUAAGAACAGAGUAGUACAUCGUGAUCUGGCAGCAAGAAAUGUGCUUGUUUGUAGCAACAGAAUAGUCAAAAUAUCUGACUUUGGACUGAGUAGAGAUAUUUACCAGGAAAAUCUUUACCGUAAAACGGGUACGGGGAAAUUGCCCAUCAAAUGGCUCGCACUGGAGUCGUUGACGCAUCAGGUUUAUACAUCGCAGAGUGACGUGUGGUCCUUCGGAGUGCUGCUGUACGAAAUUUGCACGUUGGGAGGCAAUCCUUAUCCGCUUCUUUCCACAAGCAAUCUUAUUACGAAACUGAAAAGUGGAUAUCGAAUGGAGCAACCGUCGAGUUGUGCAGAUGAAUUGUACGCCCUAAUGCUCUCGUGCUGGAGUGCAAUGCCCAUCGAACGGCCCACAUUUUCCUGCCUACAAGUGAGAUUACAGGAGCUGUUAGAGCAGAAUGAACAAAGCAAUAAGCCUGUGAUUAAUCUGGAUGCCAUUAUCGAUUUACAAAGUACAAAACUGACAUCGAAUGAUAGCUCUUACCUGAGGCCUGUGGAGUAUUAGGAUAUGACCGGAUUGCGGUUGAAAUUAGCUAGCGUCACUGGAACUAGUGAUGCAAAUUUCCAACAGAAGAAACCAUGGUGCAAAGUGUGUGUUAAUGUAUUUAUUUUAUAUUGUAACAAUUGUAACUAUUUUUAAAAGAGUUUACAUUUUAUGUAUUGACGAGAAGAAUAUAACAAAAUAAACAUGCUAA
Molecule: messenger RNA, 3979 nt
Organism: Culex quinquefasciatus (southern house mosquito)
Lineage: Eukaryota; Metazoa; Arthropoda; Insecta; Diptera; Culicidae
Product: tyrosine-protein kinase receptor torso
Exons: 18
Coding region: 625-3789 (1054 amino acids)
Biological process (GO): multicellular organism development; cell surface receptor protein tyrosine kinase signaling pathway; positive regulation of kinase activity
Cellular component (GO): signaling receptor complex
Molecular function (GO): transmembrane receptor protein tyrosine kinase activity; ATP binding; protein binding
Source: RefSeq, a predicted model, not a curated record